Molecule: messenger RNA, 999 nt
Organism: Quercus lobata
Lineage: Eukaryota; Viridiplantae; Streptophyta; Magnoliopsida; Fagales; Fagaceae
Exons: 3
Coding region: 1-999 (332 amino acids)
Source: RefSeq, a predicted model, not a curated record
AUGCAAGGUUGGAAGGCAAAGCUUUUGUCACAAGCUGGGAAGGUGGUCACAAUCAAGGUAGUCAUCCAAUCCAUUCUUGCUUACUCAAUGAGUGUCUUUAAAGUGCCGGCUCAGGAAGUUAUAGAGAAGUGUGCUAUUUGGCGAGUGGGAAGUGGACAUGCAAUUGAGGAUCCUGGCAAAUUAGAAGAAUUGUUUUAUCCUUGGGAAGCUGAGUUGGUGAGUCGGAUUCAGGUGGGUGAGGGCUGUACCGAGGACUUUCUGGUCUGGCCUUUGACAGCGGAUGGUGCUUACAGUGUCUGGACUCCCAGUUCAUCCACAGGGACAGAGCUUCAGAGUGUAUGGAAGAAAAUCUGGAAAAUUCAAGUUCCGAGUAAGGUUAGACAUUUCUUUUGGUGUGCUUCAAUAGAUUCGCUUUUGACGAAGCAAAAUUUGCGAGCUCGACACGUUCCUAUCGAUGAAACCUGUGAUCAGUGUGAUGAGCAUCAACAGACGUUGCUGCACUGUCUUUGGCUGUGUGAUCAAGCUCAGUUUGUGUGGAAGUCUGACCCGGCCUUUGUACCCCUCUACCAGAAACUGUAUAGGACUUUUGUUGAUUUGUUUGAGGAGGUGUUGCAUCAAUGCUCUCAGUUUCGGGUGGCUUUGUUCUCUACCAUAGUGUGGAGGUUAUGGCAGCGACAGAAUUGGCUUAGAGAGAAGCAACCUUCAUGUAGGCUACAUGAGCUGGGCAAUCGGGCAAAGGAUUAUGUUAUGGAGCAUCUCGAUGCAAAUGCUCAGCAAUCUCGGGUAGUUCCUCGACGUACUCCAACUCGCUGGUCUCCUCCGUCUCAGCAGAAUUACAGGGGUAAUUUUGAUGCGGGUUUCUUUGAUGCUUUGGGUUAUGCUGGAAUUGGAGUAGUGUUCUGUGAUCAUAUGGGUCAAAUUAUUGCUGGAAGUGAUCAUAUGGGUCAAAUUAUUGCUGCUCUGAGUCAACGUAUUCCCUUUGUUUGGUCAUAUCACUGA